Molecule: messenger RNA, 4481 nt
Organism: Aspergillus pseudotamarii
Lineage: Eukaryota; Fungi; Ascomycota; Eurotiomycetes; Eurotiales; Aspergillaceae
Exons: 3
Coding region: 91-4353 (1420 amino acids)
Biological process (GO): nucleoside metabolic process
Molecular function (GO): catalytic activity; protein binding
Source: RefSeq, a predicted model, not a curated record
AAUAAUAUUCUGCGAUUAUUUUGUCUAUUAUGAAAUAUCCUAGUACAAAGCUUCCCUGUUUGGCAUAAUCUGCGAUGCCGCGGUUGGAAAAUGGCAACCAUGAAACUUUCUCAUCACGACUACACCGUUGCCUGGGUUUGCGCGUUGCCGCUGGAGAUGACAGCUGCGAAACUAAUGCUCGAGGAGAUUCAUGAGCCCCUUCCUCAACCUCCGACCGAUCCUAACGCCUAUACACUUGGUAAACUGGGGGAACACAAUGUCGUUAUCGCCUGCUUGCCCUCAGGUGUUUAUGGGACUACAUCCGCUACAGCUGUCAUAGCUAAGAUGCAUUCAACAUUCCCGUUCCUAAGAUUUGCCUUGAUGGUGGGUAUUGCGGGUGGUGUACCCAGCGAAAGCGCCGAUGUUCGUCUUGGGGAUGUGGUAGUUAGCAUACCAUCAGGUACUUCAGGAGGUGUGGUGCAAUAUGAUUUUGGGAAGACACUGCCCGAUGGACGCUUUCAACGCACCAGCUCGCUCAACAAGCCCCCCCAGUUAUUACUCAACGCUGUAUCCAAAGUGCGCGGCGAUUAUCCGCUCACGGAGGCAGACAUUGAUGGGAUUAUUUCCCGUAUACUGAACGUAAAUGAGAGGCUAAGACAACAAUUCUCACGACCUCAUAGAGACUGGCUAUUUAAUGCAGAAUACAUACAUGAAAGCAAUCAUCCUGAUUGCUUGGAAUGUGACCAGACCCAGUUAGUGAAACGAGUAUCCCGAAACUCUUCCGAGCCUCAUAUUCAUUACGGUCUGAUUGCGUCUGCAAAUCAAGUUAUGAGGGACGCAAAAACACGAGACUCUCUUGCCCAAGACUUAAACAUUCUUUGCUUUGAAAUGGAGGCAGCUGGACUCAUGGAUCAGCUCCCUUGCUUGGUGAUCCGAGGCAUCUGUGACUACUGCGACUCUCAUAAGAAUAAAGAAUGGCAGGGAUACGCAGCGCUUGCCGCUGCUACUUAUUCUCGGCUCCUUCUGGCAGUUGUCCCGUCUCAAGACAACAUUAGCCACAAAAAUCACGCGUUAGCUCAACAGAACGAAACAAUAAAAAGAAGACAGAUAGCUGCUCUGAAAAGCCUUUACGUGUCACUCUAUCGAGACCAAAAAAACCGGAACCCUGAUCGAAUCCCGGGAACUUGUGAAUGGUUCAUCUCACAUCCGAUCUUUCAGGAAUGGGAAUCAAGUAAAACAUCACGACUGCUUUGGGUCUCUGCAAAUCCUGGAUGUGGCAAGUCUGUCCUUGCCAAAUACCUCGCAGAUUCCAUUCUCAUACGCGGUGUUUCCCGAACAGUUGGUUAUUUCUUUUUCAAAGAUGACUUUGAAGACCAAAGGAGUAUCACAAAUGCGCUAUGCUGUAUACUUCACCAACUCUUUGACCAGAGGCGUGACCUGCUGACUGAAACCAUACUUGAACGAUUUGAAAUGAAUGAAAGGGUCACCGGCUCAUUCAGCGAGCUCUGGAACAUUCUUAUCAAAGUUACCAGUGAGGAAAAUACCGGGGACGUCGUUUUUCUUUUGGACGCCUUGGACGAAUGUGAACAGCAUGGAUGUUCCCAAUUUAUGGAAGCUUUGUGCAGGCUUUAUACAAAUGAGAGUCAACAUAAUCUCAAACUCAAAUUCCUGAUCACUAGUCGCUCCUAUAGUCACAUCCGACAAGGCUUUCAACCUCUUAACUUACCUGGACAGCCUGCCAUUCAUCUUAGUGGAGAAAGCGAUCGUGAAACGAAGAAAAUUUCUCAAGAGAUUGAUAUUUUCAUUGAAGCUAAAGUCAAUGACGUACAAGAUCGACUACAGCUCACAGAUAAUGAGCGCGACAUGUUGCGUGAAAGCCUGACUCGUGUCACUCAUAGGACAUAUCUCUGGGUCUACCUUACUUUGGAGGGCUUGGUCCAAAAUAAGGACUAUAUUGACGAAAGAGGAAUUGUUGAGGCUACUUCUCAUCUCCCAAAGACUAUUGAUGAGGCAUAUGAACGGAUCCUGGCAAGGAGUACUGACUUUCAAAAAGCCAAGAAACUACUUUACAUUGUGGUUGGAGCCAUGCGGCCCGUAAGCCUCAAGGAAAUGAAUUUCGCGCUGGCUCUGAAGAAGGGUCAACGUUCUUAUACCAAUCUCACUCUCGAACCGGAAAAUCGUUUUCGUGAGGUGAUCCGGUCUAUAUGUGGACUCUUUAUUAUGAUUGUGGAUUCCAAAAUUUAUCUCCUACACCAAACAGCAAGGGAGUUUUUGGUCGCUGGGGAGCGGAUGGUUGAUGAUAUUAAUCGAUCUUUUGAAUGGAGACAUUCUCUUCGAUUGCAAGACUCACACUGCCUCCUUGCCAAUAUCUGCAUCCAACAUCUGCUUUUCACUGAUCUCGAGAAGACUCCAUCAUCUGUAGAGGUCGGACUUAGUCGCGAUCAUUCUGUCUUUCUGGACUACUCUGCUACGUAUUGGACGACUCAUCUAUUGGAGUCAAAACUCAAACUAGAGGGCAUGCUACCAGACCUUAAUAUAAUUUGUGAUGCCAGUACAAUGCGCUGCCAAACCUGGCUUCACAUUUAUUGGGCUUCUUUAAAUACAGAGUUCCCUACUGGUUUCACCACUCUCAUGGUUACAUCAUAUUUUGGGCUUACGCCCGUCACCAAACAUUGGAUUAAAGCCGACGGAAUUGACUUGGACGCCAGAGAUCAUGUGUAUGGACGGUCUGCACUAUCGUGGGCAGCAGGGAAUGGCCAUAGUGGUAUUGUGAAACUCUUGACCCAAAGGUCUUGGAAAAGAUUCUUUCAAGCAAGGGCGUAUGUUGACUUAGCAGAUAAGCAUAACCGGACUCCGCUGUCGUGGGCAAUCUUGAAUGGUCAUGAGGAAGCAGCUCGUGUACUGUUUAGGGCUGGAUCUGACAUUAAUUUGGCUGAUGACAUUGGAGGGACACCGCUUUACUAUGCCAUCUUAAGCGACCGUCGCCAAUUAUUAGAGCUUUUUACAAGAGAAAGAAGUCAGCUGGAGUCAAAAAAUGACAUGCAAAAAAAGUUCCUACUUUCGGCUGUGAAGGAAGGACAUGAACCGGUAGUGAGAAUGCUGCUUGAACAAGGUGUCGAUGUGGAGUCUAGAGAUAAUGAACAUGGUCGAACCCUACUCUCAUGGGCAUCUGGCAAUGGUCACGUUGCAGUGGUUAAGGUCUUGCUCGCGAAGGAUGCACAUGUGCAAUCCAAGGAUUGCCAAUCCGGUCGAACACCGCUCUCCUGGGCGGUUGAGAAUAUGCACUCAGCGGUGUUAGGGCUCCUGCUUGAUAAAUCUAGUUUGGAGUCAAUGGUACAUAUUCAAAAAUUCCGGGACAUAGUUGGAGCUAUUAUCACUCUUCAGCCUUCUGUCUCAGUUGAGACACUUGCAAGUUUCCUCGGAAUACCUAUGAGUGAUAUCCUUGAUCAACUAGACUCACUGCAACCACUUCGUCCAAUCCUUGAUAUGCCAACAGAUCCUAACGCUCUCAUCCAAUUUUUACAUCUACAUUUCCAAUACUUUCUCCUCCACACGAAAACAGCUCUUCGGGUGGGGAAGAACGAAAUGCACAAAAUAAUAGCUGACCGAUGUUUAUACAUCAUGAACAGUUUGCUGAAAGAGAAUAUUUGUGACUUGCCAAGCAUUGCAAGUGAGUUUAAGGACAUCAAGGAUCAGACAAUUGACCAGUGUCUACCCAAACACUUGCAAUACUCGUGUUACCAUUGGGCAUAUCAUCUGGCGCAAAGUAAUGAGCUUGCCAGUGACGAAGUAAUAAGCUUUCUGGAACAGCAUUUCCUUCAUUGGCUGGAAGCAGUGAGUAUAAUGGGACGAAUAUAUGAUGCCAUACGUAUCUUAAAUUUGUUGACAAAGAUCUCAAAUUUAAUAAUCUCGGAGUUUUUAUAUGAUGUGCAGCGACUCAUACUCAGAAAUAUGGCUUGCUCUGCCCCGCUAAAGAUUUAUUAUUCUGCAAUUGCUUUUGCUGCUGAGAAGUCAAUAAUGGACCGCCUCCAAAAUGAUCCUUUACAGGUGAUGAGAAUAUUACCAACGACUAGGAAUUCAUGGGGUACGCACCUUCAGACCCUUGAGGGCCAUUCAGAUAAGGUCAGGACUGUAGCCUUCUCACCAAACGGCCAGAUACGGGCCUCAGGCUCCCAUGAUCAAACCAUCCAGCUGUGGGAUGCCAAGUCUGGAAAACUUCUCCAGAUCCUUGAGGACCACUCAGGUCAGGCUACUACUNNNNCCUUCUCACCAGACGGCCAGAUACUGGCCUCAGGCUCUCGUGAUAGAACUGUCCGGCUAUGGGAUACUAAGUCCGGCAAACAACUCCAGGUCCUCAAGGGCCUUGCAAUUUAGGUCAAUUCUGUGGCCUCCUCUCCAGAGGGUCAGAUACUGGCCCCAGGCUCCUAUGAUAGAACCGUCCGGCUGUGAGAUGUCAAGUCCACUAAGCAAUUCCAGUCCCUUGGUACAAACGCUGCUGUCAG